Molecule: messenger RNA, 944 nt
Organism: Gymnodraco acuticeps
Lineage: Eukaryota; Metazoa; Chordata; Actinopteri; Perciformes; Bathydraconidae
Product: chromodomain-helicase-DNA-binding protein 8-like
Exons: 8
Coding region: 474-797 (107 amino acids)
Source: RefSeq, a predicted model, not a curated record
CAGGCUUUGCAUUUGAACUCCUAUGACUGGUUGCGGACUUGAAGGGAACGCCUUCCUGACAUCCAGUUGUAUUGGACAGAGGCAGUAGAGAUCUACUGGAAACGUUGGAGAGGGAGGAGAUGAUAUGCAGCAAAAGGCCCAGCCGGAUGGUUGCUGCUCCGUGUGGAACGUGUUCUAUCAGGUGUAACAUCUACCAAUGGUUGUACAUGACAGCGACCUCCUCCGCCUCUUUGCUGUCUUACUAGUCAAUCCUUCUGAUCAGGUCCUUUCCUAAAUAGUGAAAGGAUCAUGCCAGCCCACAUCAAACACCUGAUCAAGAACUUGUGAACCUCACUGCUGCGGACACCUGUGUGAUAUUCCACUCUGACUGGAACCCUCAAAAUGACCUGCAGGCUCAAGCUCGGUGUCAUCGUUUUGGCCAGUCUAAGGCGGUGAAGGUGUACCGUCUGAUCACUAGAAACUAUGAGAGGGAAAUGCUGGAUAAAGCUAGUCUGAAGCUCGGGCUGGACCGUGCCGUCCUGCAGAGCAUGAGUGACAACAACAACGGGCCGGUGCAGCAGUUCUCCAAGAAGGAGAUCGAGGACCUGCUGAGGAAAGGAGCCUACGCCGCCAUCAUGGACGAGAACGACAAAGGCAAUCGCUUCUGCGAGGAGGACAUCGACCAGAUCCUGCAGCGAAGAGCCACCAUCAUCACCAUCACCAGGUAUCGAGGGUUUGCUUCAAGCAGUGGCUGUACGAGAAAGACGUGGAGGACCAAGAAAUGCUGGCCAGAUUUGCAAAGACCGGAAGAUACAUAGCCUAACAGAGAAGAUAAUGGAUAUUAACAAGAAAAAGAAAAAAAAUGUUUAUAAUUUCUUUGUUGCUGUUUACAUUUUGAAUUAUAUUUGUUAUUUUUAAAUCAAAUGCAUCUAUUUUAAAUGAUAUAUUUAUUUAGAUGUAGGUUU